AUGGCGUCGCCCCAGUUGUUACAUGCUGCGAUUGCCAACGAUGUCGUGCGAGAAGCACCGUACACCCUGUUGUGCAUGGUUGUGGCUGUGGAGAAGGCGAAUUCCAGUGCAGCCGAGACAAUAGGUGAUUUAUUGGAGAUCUACUUGAGUGAAAGUAAUGUUACUCCAUUGGAGCGUGUAAUGCAGGCUGCAGACGAGUAUAGUUUACAGAAGAACGCCACGAGAGGUAGAAUUAAGCUGAAACGAGAGCGAAAAGCUCAAGAUGACGAAGAAGUGUCAAUCUCUCGAGCGAGUUUUGUUCAAGUUCAGGCAGAUCUUAAGCGGCUACUUUAUUCAACGUCACAGAUUGAGACUCAAAAGAGACUGGAAGAACAAUUGGAGAAGCUGAAACUCGCACAGAUCCGUGAAUUCACUGGGGUUUUACUGCCCAAGCACUUGCAGAUCACGCCGAUCGAAGAGGAUCCACUCGAGUUCCGUCGCGACAUACAUGGCGUUGCUCAAAUGAGGGGACGAAAUGUACUUGGAGAACACUACGCUCCGAAGACCGACCCACUCCGCUUUCUCCGUACUCACACAGUGACUGACCUUUUCAAGCACAUGAAGCGUGUAGUGCGCGGGGACUUGAGCACGCGUAAUAAGAGACGCAUCGCUGCUUUGAAUGCUAAAGAGAAAGAACGCAAGAAAGAGCUGGAAAGACAAGGGAUAUUGUCACCAGAGCAACAGCUCGAGGCAAAGUUUGAUCAACUGCUCAACGCAAGUGUAGCGUAG
This is a messenger RNA of Phytophthora nicotianae INRA-310, 768 nucleotides long. RefSeq lists its product as hypothetical. Bases 1 to 768 code for a protein of 255 amino acids. Lineage: Eukaryota; Oomycota; Peronosporomycetes; Peronosporales; Peronosporaceae. The record is from RefSeq and is a predicted model, not a curated record. The transcript is spliced from 2 exons.